Molecule: messenger RNA, 1058 nt
Organism: Paramecium tetraurelia
Lineage: Eukaryota; Ciliophora; Oligohymenophorea; Peniculida; Parameciidae
Exons: 4
Molecular function (GO): protein binding
Source: RefSeq, a predicted model, not a curated record
AUGGUGAGGUAGAAUCAAAUAUUGUGUAAAUUGUUGAACCAGCAGGGUCUCAUAGCCCUAUAAAAAUAAAAUUACGAAUAGUGCAUUGAAUAUUUACGAAAGGCUGAAGUGGCUACAAUUUACGUUCCAGAAUUAAAGGUUCAAACUUUUAAUAAUUUGGCUUGCUAUUAUAGAAAGAUGGGCAAAACCAGAACAGCUCUUCAAUAUUUGCAAUAGGCAUUGGCAAUUGAAUUACAAUAAAAACAAUCCACUUCAUUGCCUGACAUCUACUUAAAUCUCUGUGCAGUUCUGUCUUAAUUAGAAAGACAUGACGAAGCCAUUCAACACAUCUAUUUGUCAAUCAUCAUGUUGCAACAUGAAUUACUCAUUUCUACUUUUCAAAAACCAGAGUUAAAAUAGGAUUAACCAAAUGAACAAUCCUUCCCAUCCAGAUAAUCUAGCGUUUAAUAUGUGAAUACUGUCAAAUCUCAUUAUAAUGAAAGUAAGAAGGUGUAAGAAAGGAUGUCCAUCUUAGUUGUCGCAUAUCAUAAUCUAGGAGUUGAAAUGGAACACUUAAAAUUAUAGUUUGAAUCCAAGAAAAUAUUUCAAUCUGCCUUAUAAUUAUCGGAGUAAUGUCUCCCUUAAGAGCAUCAAUUAAGACAUGCUCUCGAGGAUAUCACCAAAAAGUAUAAUUCAGAAUAACAACAACAAUAAGGAAAUGAGUAACUUACCCUCAAACCUCUUCUUCCUAAAGUUCACCAAAAAAAUUCAGAACUUAAAUAAAUAUAUAAGAGUGUCUCUCCAAAACAAAUCCUUAGACGAAGUACCUAGUUGCAAUAAUAAAAAAUCAAUACUAAUAAUAAGAAUUUCAAGUUUAUAAAAAAGAAUUCGUUUAGUGAAACCUAUAGACUUGAAAGGGACAGAAUCAUGAGUAUCAAUGCAACUACUGAAGUUAUUAUCAAAAACUAAGAAAAUAAAGACAUAAGCAAUCUUCCAUAUUUAAGAACAGCCAUAGAUACCGUUAAUUAAACAACUAUAUUUUGAAAUAUAAUACUCAACUUUAUAUGAAAUAGAAUACA